CCAAUUUUCCCUUUUUUUGGUUUAAGCUUUUAGUUCCACCUUCCAAACCUAACAUCUUAGAGCUCAAAUUUCCUCUGGCGGCAGACAUAUCUUCUACAAUUUUGUUCCAAAAAAACUAUCGCUACAGCCUACAAGAGGUUAUAAUAUUUAAUAAAAUGAGGACUACAUCACCCACAUGGAGCUGGUAGGUGACAUUUGAAGUCUGAUUCCAUAAUACACACAAAGAACAGAAUUCGGGAAAUGACUUCAUCAUACCAAGCAACUGAGCUAGAAUCAGGUACAACCGACUCCGUUGCGUCCCCGCCUCGUGGAGAUGAUCCGCAUACACGUGUACGGUUCAUGUGCAGCUUCGGCGGCAAGGUCUUACCACGACCGCACGAUAACCAACUCCGCUACGUGGGCGGCGAUACACGCAUCGUUGCUGUACACCGCGCCACAAACUAUUCCACCCUCCUCACCAGGCUCUCUAAGCUCUCAGGUACAACAAAUGUAACUGUGAAGUACCAGCUUCCGAACGAGGAUCUUGAUGCGUUGAUUUCUGUUACAACGGACGAGGAUGUUGAGAACAUGUUGGAUGAGUACGACCGGUUCGCACAGAAUCAAAACCCAAGGUCGGCUCGGCUUAGGCUAUUUUUGUUUCGUAACAGUGACCAUGAUUCUAGUCGAACCAGUAGUAUCAGCUCGGCUAAUCGUGACCAUUGGUUUCUCGAUGCUCUCAAUCAUGGCGGCUCGGACAUGGGUCUAGAGCGUGGACGAUCCGAAGCCUCUUCUAUUGUUUCUGAAUUGCCUGAUUAUCUAUUCGGGUUAGAUAAUUCUGAUGAGACCCAAACCCCAACCCGUGACCCGAAAAUAAGGACCCGGCAGCUUGAAACCGUGUCGAAUUCGGAUCCGGGUUCUCCUGCUCCGGUUGUGAGUUCACCCUUUUAUUCAACAUCAUCUGUUCCUUCUGUUCAAGCCAUGCUUAAUCUUCAACCUGUCAAGACCAAGCCCGAUAGCCCGGAACCGGUUGUGGAACCAAAAGAGAAUCAAGUUGAGGUGGAGACGGGUGAAUCGGUUAUACCACAACCAACCGGGUACCCGGGAAACCAAGUAAUUCAUUACAUUUCAGAUCCUCCUUAUCCGGCUCAAGCGGUACAACAUGUACCUGUUUAUUACAUUCCGGGUCCAGUGCAACCCGGGAAUGUUCCGGUUCAAACCGUUCAUAUGCAGGCCCCAUAUGUUCCGCAAUAUCCGAUUGGGGCGGGUCAAAUACCAGUUGGGUACCAUCAUCCGGGUGUGGGUCAAGUAUAUGGCGGAGGGAUGAGGCCAAUUACGACAUCGUUUGACUCGUAUGAUGUUACAGGAAGAAUGGUUUCCGAUGGGGUGAAUCAGCAAGCAUUUUAUGGUGUUAAAAACCCGGGUAUAGUUCCAAUGUAUUCGGGCAUGAUGGUACCGGGUGGGGAAGAUUUGCAAGGCAUCGGGUCGGAGGUGAGGCCAAGUCGGGCCUCCCAGUAGUAUUUGACUAUAUAUAAGCCAUUAGGCAAUUUGUGUAAUAUGGUGGCAAAUUUUCCUUUUAGACCUUAAGUCAUACUUUAUGAGGUUUAUGUGUGUUUGAUGCUAUUUUUGAGUUUGUUCAGUGUGAUAACAUCUUGAGAGUUGUAAAUUGGUUUUUCAAAAGAUGUAUAGGACACAAACUUUGCUAUAGAAUCUCUAUUUGUUUGUACGUGAAUAAAGCAGUUUCCUUUUUUUUU
This is a messenger RNA of Quercus lobata, 1730 nucleotides long. RefSeq names its product Octicosapeptide/Phox/Bem1p family protein. The transcript is spliced from 4 exons. The coding region runs from base 241 to 1494 and encodes 417 amino acids. Gene Ontology annotation, molecular function: protein binding. Lineage: Eukaryota; Viridiplantae; Streptophyta; Magnoliopsida; Fagales; Fagaceae. The record is from RefSeq and is a predicted model, not a curated record.